Messenger RNA from Sclerotinia sclerotiorum 1980 UF-70, 1887 nucleotides. RefSeq lists its product with no specific name. The coding region runs from base 1 to 1887 and encodes 628 amino acids. The transcript is spliced from 2 exons. The record is from RefSeq and is a predicted model, not a curated record. Lineage: Eukaryota; Fungi; Ascomycota; Leotiomycetes; Helotiales; Sclerotiniaceae.
AUGGCAAACAGAGGCUCAGCGUCUCUCUUCGGGAGAUUCAGCAAGUCCAAGAAUUCGAAGGAGACAAGUCAUCAAAACCGAAGAGCUUGCCUCUUGCGUUCUGAGCCGACCAUUGAAAGACCUUCACAAGUAUUGGAAAAUGGGGAAGAAAUCAAUCGGGACGGGGAUGAUGUAUAUAUAUGUCCGGAUGUACUCGGCGAGAGUAGUAGUGAUGGCAAAAGUGCAUACCGAGCCGAAAGAACUAAAUCUCGCUUGGAGGAGCUACUGCAGGGAAUACCAAGAAUUAAAGAAUUGCAAUGGCGAGUGGUUGCGGCACAAAUUCAAGCUAGACAAAAAAUGAGAGAAGUGGGAUUCAAACGAUCGGCUGUUUCACGAGCCGAUGCUAGCUUCAUGAAAGAACUUCAACGACUCAAAGCAGAGGGACAGCUUGAAGCAUUUGACCAACUGACCAGGCUUGCAGAUGCCUGCCAGUCAGCACGUGAUGGACUUGGUCCUUUGGAAGAUGAGGGCAUGGAAGCGCAACGCGAGUUUGAGGGGGAGAUGUGGGAUUUGAGACAGGCAGAAGACGCACUUUUCGAGAAUUUUUCAUCCGAUCCCGGAGAGGUUUUCGAGGAGUCCUCAGUGGCUUCAAGUUCGAGCUCAGCACACAAUAUCCUGGGUAUUCCCUCGCCUGCCAUAGUAAACAAUCCUGAAUUACGAGGUAAAAAAAAUGGAGACAGAAGAGGAAAGCUUGGAUCUCCCAUAUUCACCACGAGUGACUUUGAGAGACAUCAGAAUUGUCCCAAUUCUCUACCGCCUGUCAACAAGACAUCAAGGAAAGCGUCGGAUUUAGAUGAUUUGCAAAUGUUGGGCAAUGGUAAUGGAUGUCAAAAACAACAUGGUGCCCCUAUUUGUUUUGAGCACUCAGUAGUAUCAUCAUCGAGCAUACCUUUUCCGAUGCAGGAAUCAAUCUCAUCUCAGGAGAGGAGCAAUGAAGAAGAGAAGGAUACAUUAUUACUGGGUCUAGAAACUCAAGGGGCUUUAGGGCACCAAGAAAUACAUUACGAGCCUAUGCUGUCAUUAGAGCCGGCAGUUAUCGACAAUGUUGAUGACGAAUUUCAAGAAUGUGAGUCAGCGGUGGGAUCAGAUUCUGGAUUUACUAACCUGGAUAUGGUUGACGACGACUAUUUGACUGCGGUUCCUACGAAACGACAAUCAAGUACAGAGUCUUUUCCCAAAUUGCUAACGAAUUUUGGUACACGGCGCGAUCGAAUAAAUAAAUGGCUGCUACAUACGAUGCUUAUCUCCAAAUCAGAAGCAAAUCUUAUUGGGCUACAACUGCAGAAAGAAACUGACUCAUCACCAUCCCCAUGGGCGCAAUUGAUCGUUGCUUUUUUUGAAUUUGAUUAUAAUACUUCCAAACCUACCGACAAGACGGUUUCAAUGGAUACGAGGGCGGUGGAAGGGAUUGAUAUGCACGAUAUCUUGAUGACAUCUCGAUUCAAUACAUCAAAGAAUCAGGAGUCUUCAGGUAACAGAAAACAAGACACGACAAGCAAAUUAUGUCCUGUUUCAAUUCCUAAGACUAUCACCGAAAAUACCGCAACCACGCCUAAUGAACAUCUAUGUACCAUCAAAAAUCCCGAAACUCACAACAUAAUGGCGAACCAAUCGAUCUCUGAAGAAGUGUUGUCGCAACUAGAACUGCCCGAUUCAACUUCAUCCAGUAUUGAUGUAUUGAAUCACCAACACCAACCUACUGGAUUCAAAAUACAAGAUACGAUAAUCCCAAGAGGAAAGGCCAAUUUGAUGUUAGACGAGCUUUAUGAGGACAGCCCAACAAGCAAAGAUGGACUACAAAGUAGGAGGGAAAGGGAAGGGGAAGAUGGAGUGGCAAAAGAUACAUAA